Molecule: messenger RNA, 1878 nt
Organism: Zingiber officinale
Lineage: Eukaryota; Viridiplantae; Streptophyta; Magnoliopsida; Zingiberales; Zingiberaceae
Product: nuclear pore complex protein NUP50A-like
Exons: 3
Coding region: 265-1665 (466 amino acids)
Biological process (GO): intracellular transport
Cellular component (GO): nuclear pore; cytoplasm
Molecular function (GO): GTPase activator activity
Source: RefSeq, a predicted model, not a curated record
ACAGAGAAAAUUACCAUACAGCCAUCGCCGUCACUGCUCUGCUUCAGGAGACUUCACGUUCCAUUUCCGCGAUUUGGGCACUCCUCUCGCGACCGACAGCGCGUCCGGCGAUCGAUCGAGCUCACGGUAUCUUCCUCGUCUCACUGCUACCUCUUCUACGACUCUUGGAGGAAUUACUGUUUGUCUUGAUGAAUUUGAGCGAUCUGGUGCUUUGAGUCGCUAAUAUUUGGAUUUAGUCAAUUGUUCGAUCUAAGACUUGCGACAAUGGGAGAUGCAGAAGAUGCCCUACCUCCAUCCAAGAAGAGGGUUGCUGGGAGACAGCUUACCAAGGACGACCCUGAUCGGGAUGAUGAUGCUCCUGACUUGGAGAUGGGUACAUUUAAAAAGGCCACUGAGGAAGUGAUGGCUACCAGAAGAAUCGUGAAGGUCCGUCGCAGUCAGCCUGCACCAGCUGCUUCUUCGAAUCCUUUUGCCGGAAUCCGCCUAGUUGCUUCUUCGGACACUAGUAUAGAAGCAAAGAAAUCUAUGGAUUCUUCUAAAACUGAUGGCUCAACACCACAAGAUGAAGAACAAGGUGAAUCUAAUGAGAACAGUGCUGUUGGAAAUGUUGCUAAGGGAACUGAAAUUGCUGUUAAUUCUGACAAUAUCGAGGGUGCAGAGAAGAAUGGUGAGAAACCAGAUAAAUUUUCUGAACCAUUAUCAGAUACUGCUGACGAUAAGGAGAAGAAUAUUCCUGUUGCAGAGGAAGUUCGACCUGAGGAAACCAGUAAAGCUGAAAAAAAUGGCAGAGAGAAAACUGACAAUGAAUCUGUAAAAGAAAGAAUCGAAGAUCAACAGGAAGAAAAUGGAAAGGAAGCUGAAGAAACAGAGGGGGAUGCUGGACAAAAUGUUGAAAAUGCAGUCGAAGAAAGUGAUAAAAAAACUGCGACAAAUGAUCCGAAAGAGCCAGCAGCACCUGCUGCACCUCUGAGUUCAUUCCAACAAUUAUCAAGCAGCCAAAAUGCCUUCUCAGGGCUCAUUGGAACUGGAUUCUCAACUUCAUCUUUUGCCUUCGGCUCUUCUGUUUCAGGGCUUGCAGGAACUGGAAUCUCGACCUCUUCUUUUACAUUUGGAUCGCUAUCCAAGGAAGGAUUCUCGUUUGGAACAUCUCCAGGAACGACAUUUAGUCUCUCUACUGGGUCUACAAAUGGGGGGUCUUCCUUUCCGUCGUCGCUUGGCACUACACCAGAUACCUCUAAAAGUGUGAAACUGUCAAUGCAAGAGGUCCCUCUAGAAACAGGCGAAGAAAAUGAGAAGGCGGUUUUCACUGCUGAUGCGAUAAUGUACGAGUACAUGGAUGGAGGCUGGAAGGAAAGGGGGAAGGGAGAGCUUAAACUGAAUGUCUCAGUAUCAGAUGUCGAAAAGGCAAGGCUUGUCAUGAGAGCCAAGGGGAAUUUUCGACUGAUCUUAAAUGCAAGCAUUUACCCAGACAUGUCUCUCACCAACAUGGACAAGAAAGGAAUCACCUUUGCUUGCGUUAACAGCGCGGGGGAAGGGAAAGGCGGCCUAAUCACGGUGGCGCUCAAGUUCAAAGAUAGCAGCAUCGUGCAAGAGUUUCUCGAAUCAGUCUCGGCACACAAAGGGAAUAAAGCCUCUACUUCAGAACCCACAAAGGAUGCAGAUUAAGCAACCAGGAGUCAUCAAAGAAAAGUUUCGAAUUCUCAGAAUCGACACCGGCGGUGUCUCACUGUUACCCCUUUAGAACUUUUUGAUCGAUUUGUUUAAGUCCGCAAACUGUUGCGUUAUUCUCCGCGGACCGCCCGUCGACUAUGUCAUUUGCCAACUCUCGUCUAUGAGCUGAAACUUGAAGAACAAUACAGUUAGCCUUAUCUUCCCACA